AUGGCUCGUAACGUCGUCAUCUCAGGCUACGAUGGCGGCGACUGCUGCGAGUGCACGUGCGAGGGAGACGACGACGACUACAAGUGCAUGCAGUUUUCUUGCAUCGACCCCAACGCGCCCUGCGUAAACGAUGACGACAUCACAGUGGACAUGUUCGACAACUGCGGCUACGUCUCGGGGAUAGGCGACGGGUGGUGCGACAGCAACAACAACAAGGAAGCAUGCGGCUACGACGGCGGCGACUGCUGUUCGUGCACGUGCGAGAGCGUCUGGGACGACGACUACACCUGCGGCGAGGACGCCUUCUUCGACUGCAAAGACCCGAGCGCGGCGUGCUUCGGCGAAGAAACCGCUAUGGGCAACGGUGAUGACUCCACCGGCAGAUCGUCCGAUCCCGACACAGAGUACGAGUUCGUUCCCUGGGAACAGACGGAGCCGCUUCCAACGGUCGACGACGCUGUGGAGGUGGGUACCAAGACCGAGGUAAGCGUGUCGGCCACCGCCCACGACGUGCGCGCCGGCAGAAGCAGCGGCGAGGUCGGGUGCGGAGAGGCCGGCGGCAACGGCUGUGCGGCGAACAACGCCCGGGACGGUAUCAGCACCGAGAUCGAGUCGAGGUGGUCGUGCGCCGCCAAGCUCCUGGAUGACGAAGGGCCGUGCCAGAUCGAGUUCUCCUUCGCCGAGCCCCAGAACAUCGUGGACAUCCAGGUUGCCUUCUGGAAGGGCAACGAGCGAGUCCGAACGCUGGAGGUGUACGUCAACGGCGAGCUGACCCACACGCACGAGUCCUACGCCGAUUCCACCUUCAACACGCUGGGCGUGACUGCCAACGAGGCCAACACCGUGAUGCUCGAGUCGGUCUCCCUCCUCUCCAACGAAUGGAUCAGUCUAAUCGAGGUGCUCAUCUUCGUGACACCCUGA
Ectocarpus siliculosus is the source of this 921-nucleotide messenger RNA. The record is from the annotation of a GenBank genome assembly. NCBI's taxonomy places the organism in Eukaryota, Phaeophyceae, Ectocarpales, Ectocarpaceae.